Molecule: messenger RNA, 2136 nt
Organism: Sebastes umbrosus (honeycomb rockfish)
Lineage: Eukaryota; Metazoa; Chordata; Actinopteri; Perciformes; Sebastidae
Product: ras-related protein Rab-18-B-like
Exons: 7
Coding region: 153-770 (205 amino acids)
Molecular function (GO): GTP binding; GTPase activity
Source: RefSeq, a predicted model, not a curated record
CGUAGGGCGGAAGUUGCGUGAUCCAGCAGCCUGUCACUCACCGGAGAGCUGCUAGCUGCUAGCUGUUAGCCGCCUGCUGCCCCGAAAAACAAGUAGAAAAUCAUCAAUAAAAGCGUCGCCAAGUGCGAGAGAAACCAGCUCUUUACAGGAAUAUGGAUGACGACGUGCUGACGACUCUGAAGCUGUUGAUAAUUGGAGAAAGUGGAGUCGGGAAGUCGAGUCUCCUCCUGAGGUUCACAGAAGAUACCUUUGAUCCAGACCAGUCAGCCACAAUAGGUGUGGAUUUCAAAGUAAAGACUCUCGCAAUAGAUGGGAACAAAGCAAAGCUCGCCAUCUGGGACACAGCCGGACAGGAAAGGUUUCGCACCCUGACACCCAGCUACUACCGCGGUGCACAGGGAGUCAUACUUGUAUAUGACGUCACAAAGCGCGAGACUUUUACGAAGCUCGAAAACUGGCUGAAUGAGCUGGAAACCUACACAACACGCAAUGACAUUGUGAAGAUGCUUGUUGGGAACAAAAUCGAUCGGGAUGACCAUGAAGUGGACAGAAAUGAGGGGCUGAAGUUUGCUCGGAAACACUCUAUGCUUUUUAUUGAGGCCAGUGCAAAGACCAAAGAUGGCGUCCAGUGUGCCUUUGAGGAGCUUGUGGAGAAGAUCCUCCAGACUCCGGGGCUUUGGGAGAGCGAAAGCCAGGGUCAGAGGGUCCGUCUGGAUGACCAGGAGCAAGGCGGCGGCAGGGCAUGUGGAGGAUACUGUUCCAUACCCUGAAACCGGACAGACGGAAGAAGAAAAAAAAGCACCAACCUGAUAGGAAUGACUACGGACCAGAAACAGAGGGAUGUGGAACCGGAUGAGUACUUUUUAAAAAAAGAAAAAGUUUAUUGUUGGCGUAGUUCUGUCGGUCAAAAGGAUUCUGCAGUUUGCACACUUCCUUUUCAACCAUCAUCUGUCACUACUUUCUGUUUAAAAACAUGAAUGAAAGGAUCAUGCAAAAAUAGCCUCUUGCCUUGAGGAAGCAUAGUGUUUUAAAUUGACAUGCCAAGUGUACGUCGCACGAGCACAUGUCUGGUUUGAAUUUAGCUUAUUGGCAGCAGUGAUCCUGUUGUGCAUUAAGGCAUCAGGUUAAUAGCGCAGUGCCUGUUACACAAACCAAUUUGUAGGUUACAGCGGACAGCUUGUCAAAUAUUACCCCAAAAUAAUCAAUACAGAAGUCCCCUCAAGUUCCCUGCCUACGCUUUGUGAGAUGUAAAUGUCAACUUCUAUGUAGCUGCAAGUACAAAAUGUCACACACAUCACUUGGAAGAGGCUUGUUGUUAUGUGUAGUGAUCUGUCAUUAAGCACCUCGACACUGUGAAUGCUCCCAAAUAAGACAUUUCCCAAUGGACCCUGGUUACCAACACUAAAUCAAAUCUAAUUAUUAUUCAUUUUGAUGGUGAUUUCCAAUCAAAGUCUAUGCUUCAGAACAUAUAGAGGCUUCCAAGUGAACCAUUUUCCUCUCUUCUACAUGGAAAUAUGCAAGACAAGUAGCCGUCUUUGUCUUUCAGGAUUUCCUGCAACCAAACCUGUCUUCGUCUCUACAUGUCUAAUCUGGACCAUAACUUUCACAGCUGCAAGUGUAAGGUUUACAGUAUUAAGAGCUCUCACAAUAAAAUAUGCUCUUUUACUCACUUGAGUUCACAGCUUUGCCCAUCUGAUCUGGCAAAAUGACAAGCAGUUUGUUCAUUUAGUCUCAGCUUGACCCUGUAAGCCUGUUUUCUCCCUGUUUAUUUAUCAGUUUUCCGUGUGGUGCUGUGGUCCAUUAGAUGUCCCACUGACUUAUUGUAGGCAUUUCUCUCAUUAUUAUUAUAUUGUGAGAGCAUUCCUAAGAGCUUCCUGUCUACAGUAUAGUAUGGAUUUGAUGUAUUGUCGCUAUUUGUUUGAAAUCCUUUCUUCUUUUCUUGUUUAAAAUCACGUCAAACCUUUUUAUCCCUGUACCUUUUUUUCCUGUUGCGUUUGCUGUGCGCCUACUUGAAUCAUAUUCAGCAAUAUGUUAUAAAUUGUUAUCUGCCUUAACAUUGAAGGACAUGUGAGAGAUGUGGUCCAGUAACGUUUGUAUUGUUUCAAAAACUGAAAUAAAUGACAACCUCAAGACUAA